CAACUUAAAAUUAGUUGGACAGUUGAUUCCUAAGGCAAUAGAUCAGUAAAUUUAACCGGUCGUAAAUAUUUUUAUAUUUUUCCAGAAAAUUAAAGAAGUUUAGUCAAAGUAAAAUGGCGGCAAAAGAUUUGAUAUCGUUUGAUAAUGAAGUAUUCAGUGCUUAUGUCUUCUGGUCGGCAGUUUUGGUUCUGAAACUUUUGUUCAUGUCAUUGCUGACGGCAAUUCAACGCUACCGGACAAAGACCUUCGCCAACCCCGAGGAUUUGAUGGACAAACGUCUUAAAGUGAAAUUCGAUAAUCCCGAUGUUGAACGCGUGCGCAGAGCUCAUCGUAAUGAUCUGGAAAACAUUUUGCCAUUCUUCGUGAUUGGUUUCCUCUACGUGCUGAUCGAUCCAACCCCUGGUCUGGCCAUCAAUCUCUUCCGCGCUGUGGGUAUUGCGCGCAUUGUGCACACAAUUGUCUACGCUGUUGUUGUUGUACCACAACCAAGUCGCGCAUUGGCAUUCUUCGUUGCUUUGGGUGCAACAGUCUACAUGGGCUUCCAGGUAGUGAUUGCCGCCUUGUAAAAAUGCCUUCUGUACUCUAAGCUAUUAUUUUCACUCUGUCGAGGGUUUAUUGUAAUACUUCAUAAUACUAAUUAAAUUAAGAAAUUUGUACAAUAAUUUUUUGUAGUUAAAAAAUUGUAAAAAAAAUUUCUUUCAAAAUAAUAAAAAAUUAUUAUACACAUA
Bactrocera neohumeralis is the source of this 728-nucleotide messenger RNA. RefSeq names its product microsomal glutathione S-transferase 1 (gene Mgstl). NCBI's taxonomy places the organism in Eukaryota, Metazoa, Arthropoda, Insecta, Diptera, Tephritidae. Bases 114 to 566 code for a protein of 150 amino acids. Gene Ontology annotation, cellular component: membrane. The transcript is spliced from 3 exons. The record is from RefSeq and is a predicted model, not a curated record.